AUGGCAAGCUCAGACACGCGAGACUACAUUCUGGCGGUUGAGAGCAAUAAAGAUGGCGCUCUCCAGAUCGCCCAAGACACGGCAAAAAAACUGCAGGCGCGCCAAACCACGUUGAUCGAGGUGGUGCAGUCGCUCGGAGAGUAUAUCAACGAUGAAGACGACAAGAUUCGCGCCCGAGCUGUCUCGUACCUUACCGCAAUUAUCUCGAGCCUACCACCGACCUUCCUCUCGCGACAACAGAUUGAUGUGCUGUGCGACUUUCUGUGCGCCAGAAUUGAAGAUGGCGGGGCUAUCGAGGGUCUAUCCAAUUUGCAAAGCCUGGAUAGAUUCACCAAUAACAUGGCACAAGCCGUUGUGAAAGCAGUAAUCGAUCACUUCUCGGAUCUCCAAUCCAGAACCCAGGGGGCUCGGUACAAAGUGCUCCAGCUUUUGAACGAAAUGAUGCAAAAUCACCGGAAAGGCAAGCAGAUUGCGUCCGCGACAUGGGAGAUCAGUCGCUGGUGGGAGUUGCAGCAGUGGUUGGAGGGGAGAAAGACCCCCGAAACCUCAUGCUAA
Cyphellophora europaea CBS 101466 is the source of this 555-nucleotide messenger RNA. RefSeq lists its product as uncharacterized. The record is from RefSeq and is a predicted model, not a curated record. Gene Ontology annotation, cellular component: cytosolic [4Fe-4S] assembly targeting complex. Bases 1 to 555 code for a protein of 184 amino acids. The transcript is spliced from 4 exons. Gene Ontology annotation, biological process: iron-sulfur cluster assembly. NCBI's taxonomy places the organism in Eukaryota, Fungi, Ascomycota, Eurotiomycetes, Chaetothyriales, Cyphellophoraceae.